Cucumis melo (muskmelon) is the source of this 1306-nucleotide messenger RNA. Its product is annotated as indole-3-pyruvate monooxygenase YUCCA6. Gene Ontology annotation, biological process: auxin biosynthetic process. The coding region runs from base 2 to 1306 and encodes 434 amino acids. Gene Ontology annotation, molecular function: N,N-dimethylaniline monooxygenase activity; NADP binding; flavin adenine dinucleotide binding. The record is from RefSeq and is marked provisional. The transcript is spliced from 4 exons. Lineage: Eukaryota; Viridiplantae; Streptophyta; Magnoliopsida; Cucurbitales; Cucurbitaceae.
GAUGAGUACUUAUCUACGGGAGUUGGAAGGAAAGUUAUCAAAUGACCCAUUUUUUACAGAGAAGAUGAACGGCGGCGGAGGAGUUGACGGCAGCGUUGGGAUGAGGCGUGUUUGGAUUCCGGGACCUGUUAUAGUUGGUGCAGGGCCCUCGGGAUUAGCUGCGGCGGCGUGUUUGAAACAAAGAGGAGUACCAAGUGUUAUACUUGAGAGAUCCAACUGUAUUGGGUCGUUGUGGCAGUUAAAGACUUAUGAUCGUCUACGGUUACAUCUACCGAAGCAAUUUUGUGAGCUGCCGUUUAUGGGUUUUCCGGUGGAAUUUCCGACGUAUCCUUCUAAGCAACAAUUCGUGAAGUAUUUGGAGGAUUACGCUGAGAAAUUUGAUAUACGGCCGAGAUUCAACGAGACGGUUAUAGAAGCAGAGUAUGAUCGUACCCUCGGGUUUUGGCGCGUGAAAAGCAAACGCGGUCGUUUUGAGGAAACAGAGUAUGUCUCACGGUGGUUGAUCGUAGCUACCGGAGAAAAUGCGGAGGCGGUGGUGCCGGAGCUUGACGGAAUGGAUGUUUUUGGUGGUUCGAUAAAACAUACAAGUUUAUAUAGAAGCGGUGAAGAAUUUCGUGGCAAGAAAGUUUUGGUUGUUGGCUGUGGAAAUUCAGGCAUGGAAGUCUGUUUGGAUCUUUGUGAGCAUAGUGCUACUCCUUAUCUCGUCGUCAGAGAUACAGUUCACGUACUACCACGAGAGAUGCUGGGAAGAUCGACUUUCGGAUUGUCCAUGUGGUUGCUAAAGUGGUUUCCCAUACGUCUUGUCGAUGCGUUCUUGCUAAUGGUGUCGAGGUUCAUACUUGGGGAUACUGCAAGAUUCGGAUUGGACCGGCCCAUUAUGGGCCCACUUCGUCUCAAAAACUCGUCCGGAAAGACCCCUGUCUUGGAUGUUGGUACUCUUGCCAAAAUCAGAAGUGGACAUAUUAAGGUACGCCCUAGCAUCAAACGGCUGAAACGUCAAGCAGUGGAGUUUGUUGAUGGAAAAACUGAAAGAUUUGAUUCCAUAAUAUUGGCAACUGGUUAUAGAAGCAAUGUGCCCUCUUGGCUAAAGGAGGGCGAAAUGUUUGGGAAAGAAGAUGGGAUGCCAAGGAUGCCAUUUCCAAAAGGAUGGAAAGGAGAAAGUGGGCUAUAUGCAGUGGGAUUCACAAAGCGUGGAUUACUCGGCACAUCAAUGGAUGCUAAAAGAAUCGCCGAGGACAUCGAACGGUGUUGGAAAGCCGAUGCCAAGCUCUGUACUCCCACCAUGCAAUCUCCACCGUCCACGUAG